AUGCUUUCACAGCAUUUGAUUCUGUCGCUCUUUUUUGCCAGCGGUCGCGCGUUGGUUGGUGCCGCCGUUUCCCCUGUGGAGGACUAUGAUGUACUCCAGUAUAUCGACCCGCUGAUCGGCAGCGCCAACGGAGGAAAUGUCUUCCCCGGUGCUUCACUGCCCUAUGGCAUGGCCAAGGCGGGUGCCGAUACCAAUUCUGACAGCAACCAAGGCGGCUUCGCAUACGAUGGCAGCAAUGUAACUGGCUUUUCAAGUAUGCAUGACUCUGGCACAGGUGGCAGUCCUUCUCUCGGCAAUUUUCCUCUCUUUCCAUACGCCCAAUGCAAGGAUGACGACGUGAAUGGCUGCGUCUAUCCGAAGAAAGCCCGCGCAACGCCCUAUACUUCGGGAUCGGUCCAGGCCAGCCCGGGCUACUUUGCGCUUUCAUUGGCGUCGGGGGUCUAUGUCGAAAUGACUGCUGCCCAGCAUACUUCUCUGUUUCGAUUUACCUUCCCAGAGAAAAGCAACCCGCUGAUUCUUUUGGAUCUCUCGGAUCUGUCCGACUCCCGGCAGGACAACGCAUCCAUCUCCAUUGAUGAAUCCAGUGGCCGCAUGACGGGUAGUGGCAGGUUCCUCCCUAGCUUUGGAAGUGGAGCGUAUACUCUACAUUUCUGUGCCGAUUUUCAAAGCUCCGGCUGGCUACGGGAUAGUGGUAUUUUUGUCGAUGCUCGAGCCAGCACUGGCGUCCAUGACCUGACUAUUUCUCGGAGUAUCAAUGGCUAUCCACUCCCGGGAGGCGGGUUUAUUCGCCACAAGACUCCUUCCGAUGGCGUUGUCCAAGCCCGCGUGGGUGUGAGCUACAUUAGCUCCGAGCAAGCAUGUUCCCAUGCGGAAGCGGAGAUAGGAGAUUUCGACUUUGAGUCUACACGUCAAACUGCAGUUGAUCAAUGGACAGAGAAAAUGCGACCUAUUCGUGUCUCACGAAAUGGUGUGAAGGAGUCCGUUCUCACUAACUUCUACAGUGGUAUCUACCGAACCAUGAUUAAUCCACAGAACUAUACGGGCGAGAACGCCCUGUGGACAAGCUCCGAGCCAUACUUUGACUCUUUCUACUGGUUCGGAUUAUGGGGCGGAACACUGACCAUUUUCAGUCUUUGGGAUUCUUUCCGCUCCCAGAUUCCAUUCCUGACUAUCUUCGACCCCAGCUCCGUGGCCCAGAUGGUGCGCUCUCUUAUUGAUACCCAGCGCCACUUGGGAUGGCUACCCGACUGCCGCAUGUCGCUAUGUAAAGGUUUCACACAGGGUGGCUCAAAUGCGGACAACAUCCUAGUCGACGCUUACGUCAAAGGCCUCAAUAAUGGGAUUGAUUGGGACGCAGGCUACGCUGCAGUUCAGAAAGACGCUGAAGAGGAGCCGUACGAUUGGUCGAAUGAGGGUCGCGGAGGCCUUCAAAGCUGGAAAUCACUUAACUAUAUUCCCGUGGAAGACUUUGACUACUUCGGCUUUGGCACCAUGACCCGCAGUAUCUCGCGCACUCUUGAGUACUCUUACAAUGACUUUGCUAUUGGGCAGAUGGCCCGAGGCCUCAACAAGACUGCUGACGCUGAGAAGUAUGAGAAGCGCUCCGAGUCUUGGAAGAACUUGUUCAAACAAGACCAGACCUCCUUCAUCAACGGAAUCGACACCGGGUUUACUGGUUUCUUCCAGCCCAAGUACCUUAAUCAAACUUGGGGACAUCAGGAUCCUUUGAAGUGCUCAAAUAUUGAUAACAGUGGAAGUGUCUGCUCUCUUCAGAAUAACGCUGCAGAGACAUUCGAGUCCAGUAUCUGGGAAUAUCAAUUCUUCGUUCCCCACGACAUGGCAGCCCUAAUUCCCAUGCUGGGUGGCCCUGCUAGCUAUGUGAAGCGCCUCGACUACCUCCACGAUCAGAACAUCACCUACAUUGGCAAUGAACCUGCCUUCCUCACUGUCUUCCAAUAUCAUUAUGCCGGUCGUCCCGCCAAAUCCACCGCUCGGGUUCGCACAUACAUUCCAGACUUUUUCUCUCCCACACCGGCGGGACUCCCUGGCAACGACGACUCCGGUGCCAUGGGCUCAUUCGUUGCGAUGUCUAUGAUGGGCCUCUUCCCUAAUCCAGGACAGAGCGUUUAUCUCAUCACCGUACCAUUCUUCGAGUCAGUGAGCAUCGUUUCGCCUCUCACUGGAAACACGGCUACUGUAAGCGUUGCGAACUGGAGUAAAUUCAAUUCGCUCAACAACACCGGUGGUACUGGGUUUAUCCAGUCGGCGACACUGAAUGGUCAACCAUAUACCCGAAACUGGGUUGACCACGACUUCUUUACCGAGGGUCAAGACUUGGUGCUCAUUUUGGGUCGUAAUGAGAGCGCCUGGGGUACUGGACCUCAGGACCUCCCGCCUUCUUUGUCCGAUAGCACUUCCUCGAGCGUGGUGGGUCGUUCUUUCGGGGGCAUCGUUGAUGAGUUGGAUCGGCUUGAGAGACCUCUUACUAGCAGACGGGGAAACCAUGCUCGACAUGCUAUGAACUUGAAUCAUCACGCUAAGGUUGCUAGCGGACCACACUGGCAGAAGGGUUGGUAG
This is a messenger RNA of Penicillium cataractarum, 2577 nucleotides long. RefSeq names its product glycoside hydrolase family 92 protein. Gene Ontology annotation, biological process: carbohydrate metabolic process; protein quality control for misfolded or incompletely synthesized proteins; glycoprotein catabolic process. The record is from RefSeq and is a predicted model, not a curated record. Gene Ontology annotation, cellular component: cytosol; nucleus. The transcript has 6 exons. Gene Ontology annotation, molecular function: carbohydrate binding; peptide-N4-(N-acetyl-beta-glucosaminyl)asparagine amidase activity. NCBI's taxonomy places the organism in Eukaryota, Fungi, Ascomycota, Eurotiomycetes, Eurotiales, Aspergillaceae. Bases 1 to 2577 code for a protein of 858 amino acids.